GUAGAUUUAGCCAGUGCUUCAGUGUGCUAAGUACAGACACAGGCCAGAAAGUCUUUGGCCCCAACAUAUGUCUUUGUCCAGUUGCUUUCCAUAAAGCUGGUUUCUAAUUUACAACUUCUUCCUCUUGCAGUCAGGUGAGUUCAGACAAGCCCCAGCGAUCACGUAAUCUUGGCCAGAGCACCGGAGCGAUGUCACAGCAAUUCCUCUACCGUGCUCUGGUAUCUGCAAAAUGGCUCUCAGAAGCCAUCAAGUCCCAGCAAGCUGGACUGGCCUUAAGGAUCGUGGAUGCAUCCUGGUAUUUGCCAAAGAUGAAGCGUGACCCAAAGCAGGAAUUUGAGGCACGCCAUAUCCCUGGUGCAGUUUUCUUCGACAUUGACCAGUGCAGUGACCGUACUUCACCCUAUGAUCAUAUGCUGCCCAAGGCUGAUGACUUUGCAGAGUACGUGGGGAAGCUGGGUGUGGGGAAUGAUUCCCAUGUUGUGGUGUAUGAUGGCAGUGACCAAGGUCUCUUCUCUGCGCCCCGAGUGUGGUGGAUGUUUCGGGCCUUUGGACAUGAAGCAGUUUCCCUUCUAGAUGGCGGCCUGAAGAACUGGCAGCGAGAGGGGAAUCCACUGAGCUCUGGAAAGAGUCAGGUAGCUCCCUCUGAGUUCCACGCCUCCUUGGACAAGUCCAUGGUGAAAAGCUAUGAGGACAUCAUAGAUAACUUGGAUUCCCACCGCUUUCAACUAGUGGACGCACGUUCUGCAGGACGGUUCCGGGGAAUAGAGCCAGAGCCCCGAGAUGGAAUUGAGCCUGGUCAUAUCCCUGGGUCCCUGAGCAUCCCCUUCACUGAUUUCCUCACAGAAUCGGGCUUAGAGAAGACCCCUGAGCAAAUCCACAGUCUGUUCCAGGAGAAGAAGGUGGACCUCUCAAAGCCGUUGGUAGCUACGUGUGGCUCUGGGGUCACUGCCUGCCACGUUGCUCUGGGGGCAUACCUCUGCGGCAAACCAGAUGUCGCUGUGUACGAUGGGGCCUGGGUGGAAUGGUACAUGCGAGCACAGCCUGAAAAUGUUAUUUCUGAGGGAAAAGGGAAGACACUGUAGUAAGUUGUUUCCUCUCCCAGCCAUGCAGAUAAUUUGCCUUGAAACAGGAUUUGGAAUAGAUGGGUUUAACAUUCCUUGUUGAGAUAAGUGUCAUAAGGUGAAGGUGUUGAGUAACAAGCGUGGGUACGUGAUAUUUAGGCACCUUCUCCGUUCCCCUACCACUAGCAUGCUGGAGCAUAAAGAUGAUCUCUUUUACAGCAUCGGAUGGAAGGGAGAGAGUGCUGGUAGCAGUGUGGGGAAGUAAUUGAGUCAAGCCAGCCCCAUGACUCAAAACAUUCAUGUUUACUCACAGGAUGGUCGUACUUCUAUAACUGUGCCUCACGAUCAUGCUCUCUGCCUGGCUGUUAGCAUCUGGAUGCCUGUGUCCUCGAAUCCACCCGUGUGGAUAAUGGUCAUUUUGAGCACAAAGCCUAGGGGAAGGGCAUAGCCAUUGUAGGAGCAACUAUGACUUUUAGUUUGGCACUGGAUGAAGUUAGACGCUUGGUCUGAAUUUCUUCUUGCGCUUGGAAUCUUAACUGCAGUGUGCGCUUAGCUGGUUUUGUACCCUGAUGACCCCAAAUCCUUUUUUAAUAAACAGGAAAAAAA
Messenger RNA from Struthio camelus australis, 1667 nucleotides. NCBI's taxonomy places the organism in Eukaryota, Metazoa, Chordata, Aves, Struthioniformes, Struthionidae. The record is from RefSeq and is a predicted model, not a curated record.